This is a messenger RNA of Achroia grisella, 1506 nucleotides long. Its product is annotated as myrosinase 1-like. The coding region runs from base 1 to 1506 and encodes 501 amino acids. The record is from RefSeq and is a predicted model, not a curated record. NCBI's taxonomy places the organism in Eukaryota, Metazoa, Arthropoda, Insecta, Lepidoptera, Pyralidae. Gene Ontology annotation, molecular function: beta-glucosidase activity. Gene Ontology annotation, biological process: carbohydrate metabolic process. The transcript has 11 exons.
AUGGCACAGUCGACACUAUUUCUUGUAAUUUCGAUAGCAACGAUAGUGGUAAGCGCAGAGCCCACACUGAAAUUUCCACCCGGCUUCAAAUUUGGAGCUGCCACCUCUGCGUAUCAGAUUGAAGGAGCCUGGAAUGUUAGUGAUAAAGGGGAGAGCAUAUGGGAUAGGUUCACGCACACUCUACCUGACCGCGUGUAUAAUGGCCACACUGGAGAUAUAGCGUGUGAUUCAUACAACCAAUGGAAGAAAGAUGUCCAAAUAGCCGCUGAGUUAGGACUCCAUCACUAUAGAUUCUCUAUAUCUUGGACUCGUCUAUUGCCGUCUGGUACACCCAAUCAUAUCUGUGAAGAUGGCAUUAAGUAUUACAAUGACUUGAUUGAUGGCCUUUUGGAAAAGGGAAUCGAACCUAUGGUCACCAUAUACCAUUGGGAUUUACCGCAGCGCUUACAGGAUCUAGGUGGUUGGUGCAACCCCCUAAUAACUGAUUGGUUUGCUGACUUCGCGAGAAUCGUAUUCUCCAUAUACGCUGACAGGGUGAAAUGGUGGAUUACCAUAAACGAGCCAUUGAUUAUAUGUGACUUCCCAUUUAACACUGGACAGAUGGCACCAGGAAUUAUAGACCCUCAGAUUGGCUCUUAUUUGUGCACAAAACACACGCUGUUAGCUCACGCAAAGGCUUGGAGAAUUUACGACGAAGAGUUCAGACCUAAGUUUCAUGGAAAGGUGUCAAUUGCGAACCAGCUGUUAGCAUAUGAAGAGACAUCUCCAGGUGAUAGAGAACCCGUAGAAUUGAUCAGUCAAUUAUCGACCGGAAUUUAUUCACACGCCAUCUACUCCAAAGAAGGCGGUUGGCCUCCUAUCAUAGAAAAACUAUUUGCGGAAAAAAGCAAAACAAAAGGCUACCCUCGCUCUAGACUUCCCGAAUUUACUAAAGAAGAAAUAGAAUUAGUUCGAGGAACCUACGACUAUUAUGCUCUGAAUUACUACACGGCCCGUGUAGUGAGGUUUGCGAGACCAGGAGAGGAGGCGGGUCCUUGGCCCGUGUUUGGUUCACCAGAACUUAAUAUAGUAGCUAAUGUUUUACCCGAGUGGAAAACUACAGUUGCUGAUAUAUUUUUUAUUUACCCGCCUGGUCUCAGACACUUGUUGUCUUGGUUGAAGAAAAAUUAUGGUGAUAUACAAAUGUUCAUCACUGAAAACGGUUACCCGAGCAAUGGUGAUGAGAAGUUGGAUGAUGUGGAGCGCGUGCAGUUCACACAUGAUCACUUAGAGCAGGUGCUUCUGUCAAUAAAUGAGGAUGAUGUUGACGUCAUCGGGUACACGGCCUGGAGUCUCAUAGACAAUUUCGAAUGGCCUGAGGGGUACAGAGUUAAAUUCGGCUUAUACGAGGUGAACUUUGAAGAUCCCGAGAGAACUAGAACUAAACGAAAAUCUGCGGAGUACUAUCAAAGAGUCAUUGAACAACAUGCGCUGAUUCCCAUCAAGCAACCCUAUGAUGAACUAUAA